AUGCACCUGUCCACUAACUUAUUUAUUGCGCUCGCACUCGUUCUACCUGUGUUAUCCACGCCAGCCACUACAGAACAAUUACGACAAUGGAUUUUGGCAAAUAAGAAGACAAUCUAUGGUGAGAAUUCAAUCACGGAUGGAGACCUGGCUGGCACUAUCUUGCGAUUAUUCGGUCUUGAACGAAGCAGCUCGACGACAGAAACUACGGAAAAACCUACAGAGGUGGUCACAACCGAAUCUACCACCACUGAAUCUCCAACCACUACGACGACAUCGGCCACCACAGAAUAUACUACACCUUCAACUCUUCCACCUGUAAGAGACGUAUGUCCAUUCAACGCGGAACCGCUGAUGCUUGGUCAAGACUUCGCCUACUGUCGUGCAUCUGCCAUAGGAGACUGUCCUGUCGGAUAUCUUUGCGAUCAAUCUUUUGUGCUUGGAAAAUCUAUUUGCUGUAGAGACAACCGUCUCAGGCCUAUGCCCACUAGACCCGUCAUCAUCAUGCCCAGCUCGCUGCGUCCACCAUUCAGCUGGAACACAAUCACACCUACACCAUCGCCAAAAUGGAAUGUUUUCACCACAGUGAAGAAGGCACCAUGGUACAUCAAAGACAGAACCACAUGGCCCAGUGUCUACAACCGCGUCACAUCAGAAGCCACCCAAGCUCCAACCCUGACCACUGAGGAAGAGACUACCUCCACUACUACGGAGCCUACCACGACCACAACGGAAGAGACCACGACCACCACUACUACCGCAAGCACAACAACUAAGACUGUGAAUCCUUGGGCACGUAUCUGGUCCACCACCGCGGCACCAGAGAACACAGUCAGCGUUAGUGUACUCCAAGCAGGAAGCCUCCGUCCACUUAGGGAUGGUCAGUUCGAAACCGUGGGUGCCAUCACGCUCAUCAACGAUAACGGGUUCUUGGUUCUUGUUGAUACCGGUGCAUCAAGCGAUACGGAACGACUUCUUCAAAGCUUAGCCAAAGAAAACGUCACACUGGAUCAAAUCAAUACCGUUGUCAUCACCCACGGUCAUCCAAGCCAUAUGGGUAACAUGAACUUCUUCGCGCAGAAACCAAUUCUUUUCCAUUCAAUGGAGUACAUUGGACGUCAUGUGACUCCAACGGAGCUUAGAGAGCGUCCUUACCGCAAGCUUUCACCUCAUGUUGAACUGUGGAAGACUCCCGGACACACCCAACACGACCUCAGUGUUCUAAUCCACGAUGUAGCCAGUUAUGGAACGAUGGCCAUUGUUGGGGAUUUGAUCCCAAGUGAAGCACUCAUCAGUGAAAGGCGCGAUAUCAUGGAUGAGGAAGGCGUCUGGGACUCGGCUAUCAAGCGCCAAAAUGCCAACCUCAUCAUCUGCAUGGCUGACUGGAUAGUUCCUGGACACGGCCAACCAUUCCGCGUUCUUCCGCACUACAGACAAAGAGCUGGUUGCACUCGACUCUUGGCUCAACGACAGAAUUCUGUUUAAGCAGUUACUAGACAAUUCUGUGUUUGUUGAGAAAGAAAGGAGUACUUAGCUAGUCGCUUUAACGCUGUUUGCUCCUUCAUCUCCAGCUUUUGCGUUUUCACUCUUUGCUUUUCACUAUUUCGUGCUCAAAGUGACUGAGCACUGCCUUUCAGUUUUGGGCGAUUGGUUGUCGCUUUCUAAGUAUGUACUAUGUACGAUGUUUUAUGUGAUGGCAAUCAAUUUUGAUUAUGUUGUUGGAUGUGUG
This is a messenger RNA of Cylicocyclus nassatus, 1726 nucleotides long. The record is from the annotation of a GenBank genome assembly. NCBI's taxonomy places the organism in Eukaryota, Metazoa, Nematoda, Chromadorea, Rhabditida, Strongylidae.